AUGACCACUGCGCACCGGCCGACUUUUGACCACGCGCGCGGCCGCGACAACGUGCGGUCCACGAUCAAGCACAAGCGGGCAAUGCCGGCGCAUAUGGCGAUGAAGUAUCGGCGGGAGAAACUGCCGCUGGACGACGACUGGGACGGGCCCCCGGAGUACGAGGUGGACAAGAGCGAGGUCCAGCAAUUGCGGAGCGAACUGGAAAAAACGAACGGGGCCAGGAGUGAAGAUGAGAACGAGGAAAACCAGCCGGAAGUAGACGAGCUGGAACGCAGCAAACAGCUGCUACUGGAAACAAAGGACAUAGACACAGAUAGCGAAAGCCAGAGCGAAAGUGGAAGCGAGGAGGAGGAAGAAGAGGAGGAAGACGAAGACGCAGAGCUGCUGCGGGAGCUGGAGAAAAUCAAGCGCGAAAAGGAGGCCCGCCAAGCCAAGCAGAAAGAGGAGGAGCUCGCUCGACGAGCCGCGAGCUCGAACCCGCUGGUGCAGUUCAGCGACGGCGUGCACAAGUCGUGGCGUUCGACGACGUUCAGAAAAAAGGAGAAGACAGGCAAGCAAGCCGGCUACGUCAACGAUAUGCUGCGCAGCGAUUUUCACAAGCGGUUUAUGGACAGGUACGUGAAAUGA
Molecule: messenger RNA, 627 nt
Organism: Ogataea angusta
Lineage: Eukaryota; Fungi; Ascomycota; Pichiomycetes; Pichiales; Pichiaceae
Exons: 1
Coding region: 1-627 (208 amino acids)
Biological process (GO): mRNA cis splicing, via spliceosome
Cellular component (GO): catalytic step 2 spliceosome
Molecular function (GO): RNA binding
Source: RefSeq, a predicted model, not a curated record